This is a messenger RNA of Galendromus occidentalis (western predatory mite), 2708 nucleotides long. It is a transcript of the gene Nep2, whose product is annotated as M13 family metallopeptidase neprilysin 2. Gene Ontology annotation, cellular component: plasma membrane. Gene Ontology annotation, molecular function: metalloendopeptidase activity. Gene Ontology annotation, biological process: protein processing. NCBI's taxonomy places the organism in Eukaryota, Metazoa, Arthropoda, Arachnida, Mesostigmata, Phytoseiidae. The coding region runs from base 167 to 2371 and encodes 734 amino acids. The record is from RefSeq and is a predicted model, not a curated record. The transcript has 15 exons.
CACAGCGACACCGACGUCAAUAAGUUCGCCCACGAUUACUGCUGUUGAAGUCGGAGUCCAAAAUUCGAUCCGUUUCGCUGGCUUUCCGAAAUGGCACUCUCCAUGGUGGAAUCGGCGUACCCGCACUGAACGGACCCUGUGCGGUAUAGCUUCAGUAGCCGUCGCGAUGUUUGUGGCAAUGGCAGUUGCCCUUGCGGUCGUCGGGAGCCAGUAUCAGAGUGCACUCGCACGCCGAUCGGUUCCGUAUACCGUUGGAGCUAGUAGUCUAAUAGCACCGCCCGCUACUAAAAAUCGAAACUUCGAAGCUCUCACAAAUCAUGAUGGGCUUUGUCUUACCGCUGGCUGCGUGAAAGCUGCCGCUCAAAUUAUCGAAAACAUGGACGCAACGGCAGAUCCGUGCACUGAUUUCUAUCAAUUCGCUUGCGGAGGCUGGGUUCAGAGACAGAAUAUCCCUGAGGACAAGUCAUCCCUCACGCAGUUCUCGCUGAUUCAAGAUGAGCUCGACGCUAAACUUCGUCAGGUUGUCGAGAAACCGGUUGAUAAAGCACGAGAUCCUCCCUACGUUGUGAAACUCAAAUAUCUCUACCAAAGCUGCGUGAACACAACCCAUCUCGACAAUCUCGGUGAGGAGCCUCUGCAGAAGAUAUUGCGAGACCUCGGGGGUUGGCCCGUCAUCGAGGGCAAUCGAUGGAACGAAUCAGCAUUCGACUGGCUUGACAUUAUCAUCAAGUUCAGGGACCUUGGCUUCUCGCACGAUAUUAUUUUUGACCUCAGUGUUAUUCCCGACUUCCGAAACAAUACCCAAUACCUGAUCGACCUGGACCAAACUUCUCUCGGACUCCCAGAACGAUCCUAUCUUCUCAAAGGAAUUACUGAUCCUGCUGUGCGAGCCUAUUUCAAACUGAUGACAGACGCCGCCGCUCUCCUCGGCGUCAAAGAUGGAGCUGAAGCUCGAAAGGAGCUCGAAGAGGCUCUCCAAUUCGAGACCACUCUAGCGAACUACUCGAUUCCACGAGAAGAACGUAGGAACAUAUCAGCACUCUACAAUAAGAUGACAUUGAGAGACCUCAAGAAGCUCGCGCCUUCCAUCGAGUGGGACACCUACUUCAACAAGCUCCUCGUGGAUCCCAUUUCGGACAAUGAGCAAAUCAACGUAGCCGUCCCUAAAUUCGUCGUGCAGGUAGCAGAUCUGUUGAAUACGACCGACAAACGAACCUUGGCAAACUACAUGAUCUGGCGUGUGGUACUGCAGUCCUAUGCAACUCUUGGCAAAGCAUGGCGUGAUCGACUUCUGGAAUUCAAUGCUGCUCUCAGCGGAAAGACGAGGGAGUCGCCGCGAUGGGAACAAUGCAUGACGUCACUGACCGGAUCGAUGGCCCUAUCUUUGGCAAAUCUCUACGUGAAGAAUUAUUUCCGUGAAGAUUCCAAGGACUCUGCGCUAACCAUGGUCAAAUACAUCACCAACGAAUUCUUGAAAAUGCUGAAGGAAGUGCCAUGGAUGGAUCCCGACACUCGCCAUCGUGCCAAAGAGAAGGCUGAAGCCAUCGUUCCUUAUAUCGGCUAUCCAUCGGAACUGCUUAACGAUACACUGCUCGUCGAACACUAUGAAAAUGUUACAAUGGCGCCUGACGGCUACUUUUCGAACGUGAUGCACCUGCGCAAAUGGUCGACGGACUACUCCUUUGGCCAGUUGAGGAAACCCCACAUCAAGGGCGAAUGGAAAAAGCAUUCCCAAGUAGCCGUUGUGAAUGCUUUUUACAACUCUCUGGAGAAUUGCAUCGAAUUUCCGGCCGGCAUUCUUCAAGGCGCCUUCUUCGCGAGGGAUCGCCCCAACUAUCUCAAUUUCGGUGCCAUCGGAUUCGUUAUCGGACACGAGAUAACUCACGGCUUCGACGACAGAGGUCGUCAAUUCGAUAAGGACGGGAAUAAUAAGAAUUGGUGGGAGCAUGCGACCGAUGAGCGAUUCAAGGAGCGCGCUCAGUGCAUCAUCCAUCAGUACGGAAAUUACACCGUUCCCGAAAGCGGAUUGAACGUCAAUGGAAUCAACACCCAGGGUGAAAACAUCGCUGACAACGGAGGGAUAAAAGAAGCGUUCAGGGCAUAUCGACAGUGGGAGAAGGACAACGGACCCGAGGGCGCCCUUCCGGGUUUGGACUAUACCCCUCACCAACUGUUUUGGAUUUCGGCAGCGAACGUAUGGUGCGGAAAAUACCGUCCCGAGGUCCUGCGGCUCAGGAUCAUAUCUGGGUCACACAGCCCUGCGGCGUUCCGAGUCAUAGGGCCGAUGUCCAAUGCGCCCGAGUUCGCAGAACAAUUCAGCUGCCCUGUCGGCUCCCCAAUGAAUCCCAAGCAGAAGUGUACCGUGUGGUAGACUUGGCCAGAUCUCUGAAGCACUCUCGAGGGUCAGCUGCUUGAAGAGAGAAAUCUUUGAUCCAGUCUAUUUAUGGAAGUAGAGGUUCGUCGAAUCUGAAUUAUAUCUUCCCUCUCUGUAAUUAUUUCCGUGAUUCUACGAUCGCUGCCGCUGUGUGGGAGGGCAGCGAUUUUGUGACAGUCCAACAAGUGACAGCCGAAUCGAGACAGAUGCUAAUAUUGUAGUAUAUGUUGUACAUAAUCCUAGACGACUUCAUCGAUUAAAAAAGCGUGUAAUAUCGACGAUGUGACCGAUGGAACUUGAAUAAAGAACGCGUCAUGUCCACCAGAACUAUACG